Molecule: messenger RNA, 1440 nt
Organism: Trematomus bernacchii (emerald rockcod)
Lineage: Eukaryota; Metazoa; Chordata; Actinopteri; Perciformes; Nototheniidae
Product: protein limb expression 1-like
Biological process (GO): autophagosome maturation
Cellular component (GO): cytoplasm
Source: RefSeq, a predicted model, not a curated record
CAGAUGUGGAGUUUAUUCCUCAUGGUCUUCCCAUCCUGAGUUGUGAUGGCGGUCGUCGUUGGUCAUUUCCAGGGACAUAUGUGCUGUUUGGAUGGAUCUUUUUGAUGAGAGGAAGGAUUUAUUGAGGCAGCUGUGAAAGCAAACUCUGGAUGGAGAUGAGUCAAGUGGAAGUGGAGGAGAGCAUCAUGUCAUACCUGUCACAGAGCGAGACUGACGCCAGCCCCAAAGACUUGAAUGUGGUGGCGAUGCUCCAUAACUUCUGGGAUCAGAGGCAGACGACUCAGUCCAACGGUUCCUCUGAUGAAUCAGACGGUUCUGUUGGGGAAGCCCCCGUCCACACUGAGAGCUUACUGCUGUACGAGUCUGCUGCGUCCCCCGGCCCCCCAUACGUCUGCUAUGUGACCCUGCCUGGAGGAAGCUGCUUUGGGAACUAUAAGGUGUGUGACACCCAGGCAGAGGCUCGGCGGGACGCAGCUCGCGUGGCUCUCAUGAACUCUCUUGUGAACGAGCUGCCGUGCCGGCGCAUCAACCCUCAGUUCAUCACUCACAGUUUGGAGCAGGCGGCCACAGACAGUGCUGUGAGCGUCACUAUGGAGGAUUCUUGUGAUUCAAGCACCAGUAUAGGAACCUACAGUUUGCUGCUUCAUUCCUACAAAGGAAAGACAAUGUUGGAGUUUCAGGAGAUGAUGACAAUUUUCCAGUUGUUGCAGUGGAACGGGACACUGAAGGCUCUGAGGGAGAGGCAGUGCUCUCGGCAGAGUGUGAUUUCCUAUUACUCCCAGAGAGGACUUGAUGAGUACAUGCGCAGCAGCAUGGCUCUGGAUUGGCUGGGGCGGGAGCAGAGGUCAGCGGGGCGCCUGGGGGAGGAGCUGCAGGUGGCGCAGAGGGAGCUGGUGUUUGCCCGCCGCCGAGGCAUAGAGCUGCGCUUCUACAAGGAGAAGACAGAGAUCCUCAGCUUGGCUCUGAGUCAGGCAUACAUUCACCACACACCUGAGGCCUUCAGUGAGGCGUCCAGUCACCCAUACAAACAAGAAGAACUUCCUCUACACACAUUAUUCAGCCACAUCACAGACGUCCAGAUAACCCCACCCUGCAGUCCUUCCACCCCUCCAGAAAACACAAAGAAAACAGUCUGUCACACCUCUGGCAAACACUUCAGCUCAUAACAGUCCUGCUCCGUGCUCACAGUACACAUUUCUGCCUUGAUUUUAAAAUAGACUGAAGCCGAAAGUAAAGGAUGGACUUUGUCUUUGUAAUAGAUCUAAAACUCUUUCACUGGAGAGGUCACAUCACAUCUAUGUAAGCAUAAGAGUUCUGUGAAAAAGAUUGUGCUAAGUUUUGUCUAAAUAUUAAUGUUCUAACCUUACUUACACUCUUUUGUGACUAUAGAACAAGGAACUUGAGCUAGAUAGGGUAUUUAAAUCUCCUACACACCAGAAA